UAUACUUCCUUUCCCUACUCCCCAUGCGGGUGGAGGGACGAUCGUGCGUCAGCAAAUCUUCCCGAAUUUGGACCGAAUGUUGUGAAUCCUCGACGCGGGACGCCCCUGAUCACGACUUUAGUGGGCUAAAACAUCAUUCGUGCAAUCUUCGUGUCCGGUUGGAGUCGUCUCGUGCACGUUGAAGCUUCUCGGCCUAGCCUAGCUUAGCUUAGCGUGCUAACAAAGAGACGCGUUUGUGAGCAACACUUCGCUAAGCGGAGAUCAAGCGUGAGAGCGGAAAGUGUUGUGAUCGCCGUGUGAAAAUGUGUGCAAGAAGGACAGCAGAGUACGAGGAGGAACUUUGGGGACCAAAAGAGGAGAAAGAGCUACAACGUCAACUACUGGACGCUGUGUUCAAUCUUCAGCCUCAAACUGUGCUACGCAGAGCAGUUGAGCACAACCGCGAGCCUGCGACGCACACGAAAGUUGCCCGCAAACGGCGCCACAUUCGCGACAGCCGUGUCUGAGUGUGCACGCAGGAACCGCUGACGACGAAUGUCUAUUUCUACUGAGCGGAAAGUGUUGUGAUCGCCGUGUGAAAAUGUGUGCAAGAAGGACAGCAGAGUACGAGGAGGAACUUUGGGGACCAAAAGAGGAGAAAGAGCUACAACGUCAACUACUGGACGCUGUGUUCAAUCUUCAGCCUCAAACUGUGCUACGCAGAGCAGACAUCACUGAAGAUCUUCGUACUGAGCGGCAGGAGCCAGAGCCCCCUCACAUUAAAGAGGAAGUGGAGACCAUUUUGAAUAAGAAAGAGAAGGAAGAAGCGCGCUCCCACAUCAAAGAGGAAGAGGAGGAUAUCAUCAAGUUCCCAUUGACUGGUGUCCCUCUGAAGAGUGAAGAUGAAGGUCCAAGUGAGGAGAGCAGAGCGGCGGAGCCUCCAAGCAGCAGCUCAAGUCAACACAUGACAACAGAAGGUGAUGGAGACCACUGUGGAGGAUCACAAGUAGACAGACUCUUAGCUCCACUAUCAGAUAGUGACGACAUGACGUCACACUCUUCGGACUAUGAUGAUGAUGACCAGACGGAAGGUGAUAUGACAUGUCACACUGACAACAAACGAUGGAAAUGUUCUCAGUGUGGGAAAACGUUUGCUUAUAAGAGCAUUUUAAAAGAACACCUGAGAACACACACUGGUGAGAAACCUUUUUUGUGCUUAGUUUGCGGUCAAAGAUUCUCUGAAAAGGGAAACUUAAAAAAACACACAAGAAUCCACACUGGUGAGCAACCUUUUUCCUGCACAGUUUGUGGUCAAAGAUUCUCUGAAAAGGGAAACUUAAAAAAACACACAAGAACCCACACUGGUGAGAAACCUUUUUCCUGCACAGUUUGUGGUAAAACAUUUAUUCGGAAGACAGAUUUAAAAAGACACACAAGAACCCACACUGGUGAGAAACCUUUUCCCUGCUCAGUUUGUGGUCAAGGAUUUUCUGAAAAGGGAAACUUAAAAAAACACACAAGAACCCACACUGGUGAGAGACCUUUUUCCUGCUCAGUUUGUGGUCAAAGAUUCUAUGUGAAGGGAAUCUUAAAAAUACACACAAGAACCCACACCGGCGAGAAACCGUUUUCCUGCUCAGUUUGUGGUCAAAGAUUCUCUGUGAAGGGAAGCUUAAAAAUACACACAAGAACCCACACUGGUGAGAAACCUUUUUCCUGCUCAGUUUGUGGUCAAAGAUUCUCGGUGAAGGGAAGCCUAAAUAUACACACAAGAACCCACACUGGUGAGAAACCUUUUUCCUGCUCAGUUUGUGGUAAAAGAUUCACUCAGAAGGGAGAUUUAAAAAUACACACACGAACCCACACUGGCGAGAAACCUUAUUCCUGCACAGUUUGUGGUAAAACAUUUUCUCAAAAGACAGAUUUAAAAAGACACACAAGAACCCACACUGGUGAGAAACCUUUUGCCUGCUCAGUUUGUGGUCAAAGAUUCUCUGUAAAGGGAAGCUUAGAAACACACACAAGAACCCACACUGGUGAGAAACCGUUUAGCUUAGCUGUUUAGCUUAGUUUGUAUAACUUUAAUGAUGACGUCCUAUUAAAUUCGCCAUUUAUCAGCACAGCAAGCUGUAUUUUUUUAUUAUUUUUUCCUGAAAGGUUAUCAUUUUGAAGGUGAGGCGAUUUUCCAUCCAUCUAUUUUCUUCCGCUUUUCCGAGGUCGGGUCGCAGGGGCAGUAGCUUUAGCAGGGAAGCCCAGACUUCCCUCUCCACAGCCACUUCCUCCAGCUCUUCCGAGGGGAUCCCGAGGCAUUCCCAGGCCAGCCCAGAGACAUAGUUUCUCCAGCCUGUCCUGGGGCGUCCCCGGUGUGCCCGGAACACCUCACCAGGGAGGCGUCCUGGAGGCAUCCUAAAGAAACCUCAUCUGGCUCCUCUCAAUGCGGAGACAAGCAGCGACUCUACUCUGAGCCCCUCCCGGAUGACCGAGCUUCUCAAACUAUCUGUAAGGGAGAGCCCGGGACACCCUGCGGAGGAAACUCAUUUCGGCCGCUUGUAUCCGGAAUCUUGUUCUUUCAGUCACUGUUGACUGUUGAACUACUGUUGCCUUUUUUGGAUUGCCUGCCUGUGUACCGACCUCUGCCCGUCUAUUAAACUUCUCUUUUUGAAACUGUC
This is a messenger RNA of Phyllopteryx taeniolatus (common seadragon), 2648 nucleotides long. RefSeq names its product gastrula zinc finger protein XlCGF17.1-like. Gene Ontology annotation, biological process: regulation of transcription by RNA polymerase II; central nervous system development. The record is from RefSeq and is a predicted model, not a curated record. Gene Ontology annotation, cellular component: nucleus. The coding region runs from base 581 to 2044 and encodes 487 amino acids. Gene Ontology annotation, molecular function: RNA polymerase II cis-regulatory region sequence-specific DNA binding; DNA-binding transcription factor activity, RNA polymerase II-specific. NCBI's taxonomy places the organism in Eukaryota, Metazoa, Chordata, Actinopteri, Syngnathiformes, Syngnathidae. The transcript has 5 exons.